AUGGUUGCCUCGGGGUUGGUGAUCCUGGCACGGCAUGAGAAGGCACGGCUGGUCUCCGAAGAGUGGAUCAAGAAGGAGAAAUGUGUCUUUGAGUUCGUGGCCAUUUGCACCAAGGAUUUGGAGAAAGGCACCUAUCGCCACUUCUACAUGCGGACGGAGGAGAAAGCGGGCCAGACGCCCACGCUCUACGAUGAGAUUCCUGAGACCGCCAUCACUGAGCGAUCGGACUACUGGGACUGGGACGUGGUCACCAUGGAAGUAGUGUCUACAGCUCCUCUGGACGGCGGCUGUGCUGCAGUCCGUAUCAGGACCAAGAACACAGGGCCCACCAAGGAGCGCAUCCGAGCGCAACUGGCCAUGUUGGGCGCUCCUGUCUUGAACGACAAGGCGGUCACAAGAGCCAAAGAGGUGAACAAGGAGGUAGCCAAGGCGGCGGGUCUUUUGCCCGAGCCCGCCAAGCGGAU
Cladocopium goreaui is the source of this 464-nucleotide messenger RNA. The record is from the annotation of a GenBank genome assembly. NCBI's taxonomy places the organism in Eukaryota, Dinophyceae, Suessiales, Symbiodiniaceae.